AUGGACUUUGCAGCAUUGGCAGCAGAAUGCCGCGACGUUGCCUUCCGAAAAACGCUCAGUAAAUCAAUUUUGUGGAUGGAAGCUGCCGAGACAAUUAAUACUUACAUGAGACAGAUCCAGGACAGCAUAAAAUUAGUAGGAUUUGAUCAAAAUGUCGAGAAUGACAUGCAAGAUACAGAUAUGUCCGAGGACGACCAUGGCCUGGGCUACACGUUUCGAGUAGAUCGUGAGAAAACGACAGUGAAGUCAGUAUGUGACAAUGUCUCGCCUAUUAAGGCAAAAGUAAUUGAUGCUGAGCAAGUGUCAAGUCAAGUUGAUGCGCUGACGGCAGUUUGCCGCUUCCUGCGCAAUGCAUGUGUGGCAAGUUGUGACAACCAAGACGCAUGUCUGGACGCCGGUCUGAUUAAAAUUGCAUAUGAUAUAGUGCUUUCGUGCUGUUUCUGGAUGGAUGUCGAGGACGAGGCAGUUAAAGACCGCGUUGUGUUACUAGCCCAUGUUACGCUCCAGUUCUUCGUAAACAGUGUCACUGGUAACAACGAGAAUCAAGCAACAGUAUGGAAAUUAUUUUUUCCUGAUGUUUUUCAGAAAGUGUUGGUUGAGUGUCAUCAGCACCGCAACGUCGUUGCGUUUACAGUAGCAUUGAUUCUGAACUGUGUCAACUCCAACAGUACCGUUACGUUUGAAGUCGAGGAAGUUGCCACUCGCCGUGCUGAACUGGUGUGCGCACGCACGUUGGUGAUUACAAUUCUUCACCGCUGCAUUGUGAGGCCGCAAAAGCUGGAUGCAUUACUGCCAAAUGGCUUACAAAUCGAUGGCCAGGACCCAGCUUUUGAGUGGAUCUGUGUUUUGUUUGGCGUUCUCUUCCGCGCCGGUCAUACUGGGGAUCUUUACAACGCCAUUGGAGCUCACAUGCUAAGUAAACUCUGGUCUUGUGUGACUCCCGAGCAACUAAUUUUGCUACGGAUGUUUACGAUGUUAGCUAUUUCCGUGGCCGAGCCGACAUCUACUGCCGCAACGCAGGAAGUACAUGGCAAAUACGUACAACUGCUUUCUGAAGGUGCCUUUGAGUUUGUCAAAAGUACAUGGAUCUCCAUCGUCACUACCAGCGACGACGACAGGCCAGAUGAAGCAGACGGAGUUAGAAAGAGAAUGUGGAUUGAGCUUGAGAACGAAGCAAAGUUGAUGUUGCUUGAUGUGCUUGGAGAAUUGACUGUCGGUCACACUCGGCUGAAUGCAGAGAGGACUCGAGAACUGCUACUUUCUCUUGCUCAAGAGCUACACCGUGCUUGGGAGCUUGGGCGUCGGAACCCAGCAUCCCACCGAGCACCUGGAUCUACGCUUCAGCUGCAAACAAGCGGAGAGCCGGUAGGGUACAGGUCUCGGUUGAUUCGCGUCAUUGGCAAUCUCUGUUUUCGGCAUACGGGCCACCAAGAUCUUAUGCGCGAUAACGGUUAUUUGCCUUUACUUCUCAGUCACUGCAACAUUGAUGAAACAAACCCAUUCAUCCGUGAAUGGUCUUUGGUAGCUUUGCGUAAUUUGUGCGAGGGAAAUGAGGCAAAUCAGUCGUAUAUCAAUAACCUUCGCCCGCAAAGAAUGGAUGCCGCGUCUUACACAGCGCUUGACAAAGCGAAGGCGUGUGCUCACUUCGAGGAAGAUGGAGCAGUCAAACUGACAAAACAGGAGAAGUAG
Molecule: messenger RNA, 1689 nt
Organism: Peronospora belbahrii
Lineage: Eukaryota; Oomycota; Peronosporomycetes; Peronosporales; Peronosporaceae
Source: the annotation of a GenBank genome assembly